Molecule: messenger RNA, 1524 nt
Organism: Fusarium venenatum
Lineage: Eukaryota; Fungi; Ascomycota; Sordariomycetes; Hypocreales; Nectriaceae
Biological process (GO): regulation of DNA-templated transcription
Molecular function (GO): zinc ion binding; DNA-binding transcription factor activity, RNA polymerase II-specific
Source: RefSeq, a predicted model, not a curated record
AUGGCAAACGUUUCUGACAGCGUUGUUGCCGAUUCUAUAACCGUUUCUUCAGGCAUUAAACCCCGCAAUCAAACAGCUUGCGAUCUCUGCCGAGCAAGGAAAGUUCGGUGCACCUAUGAGUCGGAUCAUCAGAGAUGUCGUGGUUGUGAGACUCUCGAUGUAGAAUGUACCCAUGUCCGGCCGAGGAGAAAGAGAGGACCUCCAAACAGACAUGUGCAAAAAGCCCAAAGUCUCGCUACUUCUCCUGUCAAUGUUUCAAUAUCGCCAGGCCAGAGUAGCGACAUAUCACUUCACAGCCCUUCAGUACCAACUGGCUGGUUAUCCGCGUUUGCUCCCGAAUCAACCAUCCUGCGCCUCCUCGGAGACUGGUUCCAUGUGAUCCACCCUCUGGCUCCGACCUUACUCCGACGUCGGUUUCUCCGACAGCUCGGUCAAGGCCUCGCUAACACAGACGCGGAAUUCUGCGGUCUUGUCAUUAGUGUUUGUGCGGCUACCAAAGCCACGCUACCACGGCAUGAUUAUGGCCAAAUCACCGUUGACUAUUGCGUCGACUUCCUUGAUGCCCAUGGGCUGUUAAAAAGUCGAUUCGCUCGAGACUCAUUCAGCAUCAACAGAUGCAUCGCGUUGUACAACAUGGGUACAGCCAUGAGCGCUACGGCGAAAUCAGGCUUGGGCAGCAUGCGCUCCUAUCACGCUUUGAGCGAAGCAGCUGCUGGCGCACGCUAUUUAGCAUACUAUCAUACACACGAGCACGACGAAGUUGAACAACAGCUUCUAAGAAGACUCAUAUGGUUAUUGUUUGCUAGCGCAUGCAGCGCGGAUAUCUUCGGGAGGCUCCCCAUCAGUCUGCUCAGUCAGGAUCGGAUGGAGAGCUUUCCCCGACCUCUUCCUUUGACAGAUGAUCAGAUGGAGCCUCAAUGCAUAAACACUAGUGAGCAUGAUCAAGACUCAGCAUGGCAUGGUGAUGACACAUCCUAUGUCCCUGGGCUUAACUCGUUGAGCGACCUUUUCCUCAUCUGGCAGCAAGUACAGCAAAAUCCCCAAACAACGGAACCCCAGACUUGCAUCAUGAGGUAUUUGGCCAAGGUGCAGGACGUUCUAGAUAAUCUUCCGCCCGAGCUUCGAUGGCGCGGCGGUUUAUCUCGUCCCAAACAUGUCACAGAAGGACAUGAUGUUCAAAUCGCCAAUCUAUUCGUGACAAGCCUCAAUAUCCGAUCAAAUAUUCUGCAAAAAUUCGGCCCAACCAACGAGAGCGCUCAAGAACAUCAGAGAAUAGUGGACGAUCUACUAGAGAUUCUAUAUCACUUGCCACAUGCUGUCUUUGACGCGAAUGGCAGUAGCUUAGUCCCCAAGAUCCGGGACAUUGGAGCCGCUUUUCUUGAACAGACUCAGCUUGGGAAUAACGUUGGUCAAUUGGAAAUGGAGGCUGCGAGGACUAAAUUGGAACGGCUACUAAGGAAACUAGAUGAUCUAGACUGUUGGCAGGGAAUUGGAGAAGUUGAUCUUCCCCCACUGAGAGUUUAA